Molecule: messenger RNA, 3906 nt
Organism: Chilo suppressalis (striped riceborer)
Lineage: Eukaryota; Metazoa; Arthropoda; Insecta; Lepidoptera; Crambidae
Source: the annotation of a GenBank genome assembly
AUGAUGGCGGUGCUUGGGAGCUACGCGAGUUUUUCUCAAUUUUAAACGAAACAGUUUUUCAUUGUUUUGAUAAAUUAUUAGUGAAUUAUUUUAUAUAAAUUUGUUUUUUUAUUUAGUUUAAAGUGUGCCGUCACUGUUAUUUGUGUAAUCAUAUUUGUUUUACAGUGUGUCUUGACGAUAUCAAUAUUGUGUUUUUGUGAUACGAAAAUAUUUUGCUUAUUGGAACCUUAUAAGUGUGUGAAUUAAUGUUUCUAAUGAAAUAAUAAGAUUUAUACAUUAAUCAAUGCAUUUGUAAACAUAUCACUUAUGCAUAUAUUUUUUAUUUUCGAGUUACUAAAUAGACCGCCAAAAUGAAUGAUGUUCGUGAUAAAGGAAUUGCGGGAUCUUCAAGUUGGGAAACUUCAACAUCUCACAGUGACUCGUCUCCUGAAAUCCAAUCGUCGCCGGGAGGUAGUGCCGAAACGCCGCUGACCCCUGGAGCUCCUGUACCUCUUGCGCCCCACCUUGCUGCUGAUUUACAUCCUGAUCUUUUACAGCAAGGUUGGCGAAAGUAUUGGUCUAAGAGAGAGAACAGGCCAUAUUUUUGGAACAAACUCUCUGGUGAAUCUAUGUGGGAAUUACCUGCAGUGAAAAGAGACUUUGAUCCUAUAACGGAUCCACUUGGUAUUUGCCACACGGGCCCUCCUGCUGGAAGUAUGACACCUGGAGCCAGUAAAAGAAGACCUUCAGAGGAUAAUGGUCCUCCUCCUAAGAAAUUUGUUUUAGCUGGGCCUUGGGAUAUAGAAGUUCCAACAAAUGUUGUUAUAUAUGAACGUCCUCCUACUAUCUGUCCACAUCCUCAUCCAGAAAUUGAAGGAUUUAGAUUCACUUUAGCAAAUAAAUUAAGACAGUGCUAUCAAGAGCUUUGUCAUACAAGAGAAAGUAUUGAUGCCCCUAAAGAUUCUUUCAAUAGAUGGUUAAUGGAAAGAAAAGUGAAUGAUCAAGGAGGCUCUGAUCCACUAUUGCCUAGUCAUUGUUUCCCAGAAAUAUCAAGGUCCAUGUAUGAGGAAAUCAUGAAUGAUAUACCGAUAAAAUUAACGCAUCCAAAGUUUACAGGGGAUGCUAGAAAACAGCUAUCUCGCUAUGCAGAGGCAGCAAAAAAAAUGAUAGAAUCAAGAAAUGCUUCUCCUGAGAGUCGAAAAGUAGUAAAAUGGAAUGCUGAAGACACAUUUCAGUGGCUAAGAAGAACAGUAGGAGCUACAUAUGACGACUUUCAGGAUAGACUGGCUCAUUUAAGAAGACAAUGUCAGCCCCAUUUGGCAGAAACGGUGAAAGCAUCUGUGGAAGGAAUUUGUUUGAAAAUAUAUCACUUAUCUGCUGAGUAUGCUCGAAAAAUAAGGGAAAAACACAGCUCUCUUUUAAAGGAAAAUGGAAUACAGGAACUACCUGCACCCCUACAGCAGGCAGCACUCAGAAAGGUGUGGUGCUAUCCCAUACAGUUUGCUGUACCAGCCCCCAGACCACCUCUUAUCGAGCAUUUCCUUGACCGUGACCAGGCACUGGUGCGGUAUCUGGGUGAAACCCAGGUUCUUAAUGCAACGUACCUCCAGAAAUUGGAAUGUUUAUACCGGUACAGUUGCUUUGACGACAAGAAGUUUGAGCAGUUCCUCUCUCGUGUGUGGUGUUUGAUGCGGCGGUACGCGGCGUGGGUGGGCGCGGGCGGCGAGGCGCAUCUCACGCAGAUGGCGCUGCCGAUCCCUGUGCUGGAGUGCUUGCACCGAUGUUUUGGAGUCACGUUCGAGUGUUUCGCGAGCCCUCUCGAUUGCUACUUUCGUCAAUAUUGUUCGGCGUUCGCGGAUACUGAUUCAUAUUUCGGGUCUCGCGGGCCGUUCCUCGAGUUACGUCCCGUGGCGGGGUCCCUGGUUGCGCACCCGCCAUACUGCGAGGAGCUGCUGGAGGCGGCGUUGCGGCACAUGGAGCGCCUGCUGCAGGAGUCUGCCGAGCCGCUAAGCUUCGUGGUGGUGCUGCCCGAGUGGCCUGACCGCGCCACGCACGCGCUGCACAAACUCCAGGCCAGCCACUUCAAGCGGAAACAGGUGGUCAUUCCAGCAUUCGAACAUGAAUAUCGACAUGGAUUUCAACACGUACUUCCAAAGAACGAGGUAUACUUCCGCUGGGGCGGCGGCACGGUGGUGGUGUGGCUCCAGAACGCGGCCGGAUUCGCGCGCUGGGGGCCCACCGAGGAGCGCGUGGAGGCAUUGCUGGACGCCUGGCGCCCGCGCGCCAAGCGGCCCGACCCCGAGCCCGCGCCCACUGGCCCCGCUGCCCCUGGCCCCACGCCGGCCUCGGCGCCUGCCACGCCCAACCCAGCCACUACGCCUGCGCAUGACAACGACGCGAGUCCUACGCCUGUGACUGCAGUACAUCCUGCGCCCGCGCCGGAUAAACACUGACACGGCCCUAAUGCCGACCAGACUAUCAAGAAGUUUUGGACAUUGACAUGCAAUAUGACGUCACGUCUUGGUACAAGUUUAAUUACAUGUGACUUCACGAGCCCUCACUGCACUGCCAAACUUUGACAAGCGUUAUCUUUGUAAUUUUUUGAUUGACUAUAGAAAAAAAUAAUUGUCCAUUUUUUUAUAAUGUAACAGACUAAAUAGAAUUUAAUUUACUUUUCCCCGUCAUCAUCCCUAUACUGGAAUAAGUUUACAUUAUUAUUAUUGGUAUUUCGGCUAUUGUAAAUCUGAAAAUUGGGCUGACCUUUUUAUAUGUUUGUUUUUUAAGAAUUAUAUUUUGUAUUUUUUUUAAGAAAACUAGGGAAUGUACUUUCAAUAUAUAUCUUGCUUUUUCAUUAUUUGAAUUGUGAGAAAUCUAAUCUAUAUAUAAUGUUAUCAAUAUGAAUUAUGAUUUUACCAAUAUCGUUGUAUAAAAAAAACUAUUUAUUUAACAUGUUCAGUAGCAAUAUGUGAAUUGAUAGUGUUAAAAUUGUGCUAUGAAAUAGGUAUACCUACCUAUCUAUAGCUCGUUCUAAAACUACCGUUUCCAGAAAACUUUUGGAAAGCCAGGAAAUGAAAGGUAAAAUGAACUAAGCAUUCUCGUCAAAAGUUGUCUGUCAAAUUAUCAAAUAAUAUUAUUUUUAUGUUUUGUACUAUUUUUUGAUGCGUUAGUUUUGCUUCUGCAGAUAGAAAUAUAUUUAUCGUCAAGUUCAAUUUACGAUUCAGCAGUAUAAAUACAAUUUACUGUAACUUAUUUUAAUUAUCGUAAAAAUCAGUCGACAAUGACAUGUCUCACGGCUGUCGCUAUUUUGAAUGAACUACUUAAAUAUUUUUUUAUUUAUUGUUAUGAAUAUGUAAAAUAAAAAAAUAUAUCACAAAACUUUUUCUAAAUCAUCUUGUUACUUGACACAUUUUAUUUUCUCUACCAAAGAUGAUACUGACUCCGUAGCAUGAGCACCACAAUUUACAUUAUAUUACGUUUUUAAUCGCGUCUAACUGUCAAACUCCAUAGUAAUUUGACAUUUGAGCGUAUAUAUCAUAUCGCGGUGCUCAUCCUAGGGGGACUGAAAUGCAUUUUUUCAUAACAUCUAGAGCGAUACAUUUUUAACGUGUUUGUACAUAAACUCGCGCAAGUGUAAUCUAGGUUCUCGAAAUGGAUUCGAACGUCCAGUGGUAGCCGUAUUAUAUGAACUGCUGAUAAAUCAAUAAUAUAAAACUUCAUGAUAAUACGACUAUGACGCAGCUUUUGACCUGCCCGUUCCGCUAUGCAACGCGAGGCUGGGUUGGUCAUCGUGUAAAUAUAUACGUAGAUAAGUAUUUAGUGUAUACUUUAUUUUUAUGACUUUUUUUGGAGUCGUUUUUUCUGUUGUAUAGAUCGAUAAAGAUUUAUUAUGUUUUUGAUGUUCGUCAUUAUAUUUUCUGAGAAAAGAGG